This is a messenger RNA of Cloeon dipterum, 3568 nucleotides long. Its product is annotated as angiomotin-like. Gene Ontology annotation, biological process: actin cytoskeleton organization; regulation of cell migration. The record is from RefSeq and is a predicted model, not a curated record. Lineage: Eukaryota; Metazoa; Arthropoda; Insecta; Ephemeroptera; Baetidae. Gene Ontology annotation, cellular component: plasma membrane; bicellular tight junction; cytoplasmic vesicle. The transcript has 9 exons. The coding region runs from base 147 to 2693 and encodes 848 amino acids.
GACGUGGGAAGUUUGGCAACGCUGUGUGACUAACACGCAUGAGAGCGACGGGCAGCAGAAAUACGAUUUUUCGGCAAGCGGAGGCGACGGCUUGCGAAUCGGCCUGAGCGAGCCGCCCCCGCCCGGAGGCCGCCGAUGCCAGGGCGAUGCUGCCCGCGCAAGCCAAGGCGCCGGCCAAACCUGCCGCAGCAGCCGACAAACCCACGUCCAAAAAGACGAGUCUGAGCGGCUCCGAGACGGACGUGUCCACCUCGACCGAGAACCUGAGCCAGGAGGAGCGCUAUGUCAUCAAGCACACCGCCCGCCAGGAGCCUCAGGGACAGGAAAAGCAGGAGCCUGCCGACGGCCUGGCGCCUCACCCUGGCCGCCAGCUGAGCCUGGACAACGCGUCCAGCUACAACACCCUCAUCAUCCACGCGAAUGGUGAGGAGGGACUCGAACCUUGGGCCUCGCUCUCGCCCAACAGAUUGUCCAGUCUGCGCGACAGCUACAUUUCCGCGGCGUCGAGCCACUCGAAGGCGAGUCUGCCGUCGUCUUCGGCGUCGUCGUCACCGACUCUGUGCGGCGGCGGCGGGCUGGGCGGUCUGCAGGGCGAAACGCGCGAGAUCAACGAGAUUCCGGCCGACUACCUGAGCAAGUCGCGCGUCCUCAAGCACCUGGCCAAGGAGAUGAAGCAGGACGCGAAAGGAGGCGGCGGGGGCGGCGCCCGCCGGCUGCUGGUGCUCGACGUCUCGCCCGAGCGACACGCGCGCCUCCUGGCGCACAGGUACUCGACGCCGGUGCAGCGGUCGCCGCCGCCGGCGCCGCUGCAGGGUCGGCUGGCGCUCAGCAGGUCGCAGCCCGACCUGACGCAGCAGCAGGAGCAGGCCAAGCCGCGACGCCGCCUCGAACUCGUGCUGCCCGAGUCCGAAAUGGUGCAGCUGCUGGUCAACGAGACCGCCUACCUCAAGGCAGAGCUCGAGAUGUGCCUCAGGAAGGUCGCCAAGAGCCAAAAGUUGGAGGAAGAAGUGGCGAACAUUCACAGAUCUCACCAGGAGCUGAUGCAGUCGUCGGAGCGGCGCGAAAAACUCGAACGCGCGGCAAGACAGCGGCUGCAAGAGGACAAUCGCCUCCUCAGGCAGCAGUAUGAGCUCCUUCUUGCCCAGGUGGAGCGCGGUCCUGAGGCGUCGGCGGCGGCCGAGGUGGCGGUGCUAAAGUGCGAGCUGGCGAAGCGCGAGUCUGCGUUGGCGGCCGCGUCCGCGCAGACCAAGGAGCUGCUGGCGUGCCGCGAACGGCAGGAAUUGGAGCUGGCGGCGCAGCGGGCCACUCUGCACGAGCAGCGCAAGCACAUGCACAUCCUGGAGACGGCGCUCAACAACGCUCAGGCCACCGUGCUCAGGCUGGAGCACGAGUGCAGGAAGCGGCAGCUGCACGAGCAGCGCCUCCUCCACCUGCAGACCAGCCUCGACACGCAGCUCGCCGCCAACGACAAACUCGAGGCCCAGCUUGACGCUCUCCGAAGGGACAAAGGCGAGAAGGGCGACGAGAGCGAGUUGCGGCAGCUGCUGAGGGAACGAGAGGAGCGGGUGUUGUCCCUGGAGAAGGAGGUGGCGCAGUGGCAGCAGUGGUAUGUGGACGAGAGCGCCUUCCGGCAGGCGGUCAUCGAGGCGGCCAGCAUGCCCAAGGAGGGCAAGAUGGCGGCGGCGGCGCAAGCGGCCCUCGACAAGUCGCAGCAGCAGCAGCAACAGCAGUCGGAGCGGCGCAUCUGCGAGGACAAAAUCCGGCAGCUGGACCAGCUGCACGCCGCGCAGCGCCGACUCGCCGACGUCGAGGCCACCGCGCAGCAGCUCGAGUCCAAGGUGGCCGAGAAGGACGCGAUGAUCAAGGUGCUGCAGCAGUCGAUGCGCGCCUCGCCGCACCACCACCUCCACCGGCAGCCCAGUCCGUCGCCCAUCGGCAGCAUGAUGCUGUCCAACGCGUCCAGCACCACGCUCGCGUCCUACCCGCGCGCCCUCUCCGCCGCCAGGGCUUCCAGCGCCGGUUUGGCGUUCCAGCGCUCUCCCUCGGUCGCGGCCGAUUACGGAGGCUCGUCAGGGGCGGCGUCGACGACCUCGUCAAGCGCUCAUUUAGUGUCUUCGGCAGCGAAAACGACGGCUGCAGGCGGCGGCUCGACUCUGGGCCGCAGCUUCAGCGACGACGCGCACAGCCUGGACGAGCAGUUGCACACGCUCGACUCGCAGGUCCUUGGCGGGAGGGUGCUGUGCUGCUUUUCAGGGCUCUAUAAUCGGGGCGUUGCAGCAAGAAAAGAAGGCCUUUCCCAGCCACUACUGGCUGGUGUGAAGCGCCGCCCGCCCGCCGGAAUCGGCGCCCUCGGCGGCGGCGGCGGCGGCUCGCUGCCCCCGACGCCGCCGCCGCCGCUGCAGGGCGGCGCGGCGCCGCGGGCGUCGUCGCUGCACGAGCGCUCGGACAUCCUGAUCCUGGAGAAGCAGGGCCGCGCCUCGCAGCGCCAGCGCCGCAGCUCGGCCGGCUCGCAGAGCUCCGACUCGGCCUCCGGCCUCGCCAGGCCGCCGGCCGCCCCCGCGGCCCCCGCCAGCGCCGGCUACCACCGGCUGGACCGCUCCUCCAGCAAGGAGAGCCUCCACUCGUCCUCCAGGCUGAGGCACUCGGCCUGCAGACUCGCCCACCAGCCGCCAAACUACCGCAUCCAGCUCUAGACACACGGAAGAAGUCGAAAUUUACGCAAACCAACCGUCCAUUUGUCUGCAAAAGUAAGUUUUUAAGGCCUUCAGAUGCGCAGGCGCGCGGACGUUCGAAAAUUGGCGGGAAAGGAGCAAGCAUUUUGAUUCUGGCGUCUCUGAAUCCCGGAUUCCGUGGCUGUAAAUUUAAAAGCAACCCUUUUGUGUUUAUUCUUGAAAGCCCUAAAUAACCAGGAGAAUUCUACUUUUGAUGCAUUUCACUCGAUAAAAUUUAAUCUUUCCCAUUUGGUCGAGGAAUGAAAUUAUGGCACCGUCUUUUAUUUUUGGCGCUAGUCUAAAAUUCGAAUUUUUAUUUUGGCCGUGAAAUUAAACCAAAAGAAUGAUUUGGUUCCAUGGGAACCAAAUCUCCGUCUCUUUACAAAAGAGAGUGCCUUUCAAAUUUGUAAAAAAAAGUGCCUUGACACCCACCAAAAACGCCAAAAACAGUCUAAUUCGAAUUUCAGGGUUUGGAAGGGUGACAAAUAAAAAGUAAUUUCAAUUUGUAAGUUUUGGUUUGAACUUUGUCGCCUAAGUAAUAUCUUCCCCCGAAAUAGGACUAAUUAUCUUUAAUUAAAAUAAUGCGACUAGCUCUUUUGACGCGGACACCACGAUAUUACAAUGUGCGGCGUUUUGGACGAAACCAAAAGCCGCUGCUUACUUAGGUUCCUUUUAUGUUCGAAAGAUCUUUUCUAGCGUGGUAUUAGUCAUUUUUUAUUUGCUCUCAAACUGAACAUUUAGUUUUAUUCGUAAACCUACAAAUUUAAUUUACACGAAAAUACAUGUCAUACAAUUAUAAUAUAUUGACAAGAACGAGUGUUAGAGAAUAAAAUUAACAUUUACUCACUGAUAUAAUA